This is a messenger RNA of Mycotypha africana, 393 nucleotides long. RefSeq lists its product as uncharacterized. Lineage: Eukaryota; Fungi; Mucoromycota; Mucoromycetes; Mucorales; Mycotyphaceae. The coding region runs from base 1 to 393 and encodes 130 amino acids. The record is from RefSeq and is a predicted model, not a curated record. The transcript is spliced from 2 exons.
AUGGCUACCUAUCGUGUCUUCUCCAAAAAAAUACUUGAUAAAGUCAGUCGUAUAAAGCUUACUGAAGCUGAUGUGAAACCACAACUUGUAUACAAUCACUAUAAAGAAAAGGCCUUUUGGCGACCGGGCCGUCUGUCAUUACGUCGUCAAAACGAUUUACGUAAAGCGUGCAUUCAACAGGGCAUCCAACCUGAAUCGAUCGGAUUGCCUGCUGUCAAGGAACAUAAACCAUUAAGAUAUAAACCCAACAAAUUAGAAAAGCAUGAGCGUAUGCGUGCAGAAAGAGAAGAGACGAUCAGAAAGAAUAUGGAGAAUAUGCCAAAGACCAUUCAAGCAUGGAAAGAGGACAAAAUGAAAGAAGAGGCAAAGUUAAAGAAAUCAAUGCCUUUUUAG